AUGGCAUACGACACGGGCAACGUUGCUGCCCCUCGAGUUGCUCAAGCUACUGGUACUGCUGCCGCCACAGCACCGCCCGAGCGACAUGAACUCGUUCGGAAGCAGCAACAGCCCCUGCAGACUGCCAUUGCUGCGCCCGACAACACCUGUGGCUACAUGUCCGGACUCUCCUCGCAGGUGGCCUGCGUCGGCGGCGGCGCCGGCUUCACGACGCGCUGUGACUCGGCGUGCCAGGCCGAUACGGCGGCGACGCGCAAGUGCACCGGCAGCACCGACACGUACUGCGUGACUCUCAGCUUCGGCGCCGGCACCGAGGCCUACUGGUGCACAAACUCGCCCGGCGUCACCUGGGCCGUCUCGACGACGUAUCCCGGCCAGCUCAACCGCACCUUCACCACCAGCGUCAUCGAUGCCGUCUGGACCACGUCGCUGCCUUUUGCUUCUGGUGCCGCCACCACGGCCCCGGCGUCAUCUGCCAGAUCCAGACCUACUCCUGCUACUCCUACUACUUACUCCAUUCCCACGAUCCCCUCCAUCAACAGUAGCAGCGGCGGCAGUAACACGGGCGCCAUACCAGGCGGGGUGGUUGGCGGCGUGGCGGCCCUGGCUCUGAUGGGCCUAGGUAUCUGGCUGGCCAGGCGGCGCAGCCGGAACAAGCAAAGCAACACCCGGACCGACGACAGCGGCCACUUAGCAACCCCAGGGCAGGGGCCACAAGAAUUGUCCGCUCUCGGAGGAGGAGGAGCUCGGCAACUCCGGCAAAAGCCAGAGCUCCUACCAUCAUCGGAUCAACUCAAGGAGCUCGAAGCCGGCGGCAGCCGAGCUGUGCACGAGGUCGACGCGCCGUUCCUCACGGGCUCCGCCGAGACGGGCGGCGAUGCUGUUGGCGAGCGCAAUGUGCACGAUCACCACCAGGGCGAGUUGCACGAGCUGGCCUGAUCGGGUUGGUGACUGUGUCUAUGCUUGGGUCUUAUAAGUGCCUAUCUGCCCCUGCGACAUCUUGGCCAGACGAAUCGAAUCGGCGUCGAGCCGAUCGCAGCUCCGGGGUAGUUGGAUGAUUAAAGAUGAUUGCAUGGAUGGCGAGCAGAAUCACACAAAUGUCGGCACAUGUGGGCUAUUU
Microdochium trichocladiopsis is the source of this 1120-nucleotide messenger RNA. RefSeq lists its product as uncharacterized. Lineage: Eukaryota; Fungi; Ascomycota; Sordariomycetes; Xylariales; Microdochiaceae. Bases 1 to 939 code for a protein of 312 amino acids. The record is from RefSeq and is a predicted model, not a curated record. The transcript has 3 exons.